Molecule: messenger RNA, 1519 nt
Organism: Pyrgilauda ruficollis (rufous-necked snowfinch)
Lineage: Eukaryota; Metazoa; Chordata; Aves; Passeriformes; Passeridae
Gene: MMP23B
Product: matrix metallopeptidase 23B
Exons: 9
Coding region: 79-1290 (403 amino acids)
Biological process (GO): collagen catabolic process; proteolysis; extracellular matrix organization
Cellular component (GO): extracellular matrix
Molecular function (GO): zinc ion binding; metalloendopeptidase activity
Source: RefSeq, a predicted model, not a curated record
GCCCAAAUUUCAGCUGCAGUAACACGAUCCCACUUGGCAGAGCCUGAGAGAAUCUUUGGCACAUUGGAAAGAGGCUUAAUGGAAUGUCUUGAGUGCCUGUCCCAAAAAAAUCCUCCAGAAACCCCUCCAGGACGACAUGGAUCGGGCAGAACAACUUUCUGCAGGCAGGAGGAGAAGCUCCCUGUCCCUGGAGCAGAGGAGGAGCAGUGGCUGGAGGACCACGCUGGGGUUUUUGUGUCUGUUCCCUGUGCUGGCUGUGCUGGCAGUUGUGGAAUAUCCAGCUGGAAUCCAGGAAAUUCAGAUGUGCCAGGCUCAGCUGUGCCCAGCCCAGCCCCUGCCCGGCCCAGGCGUUACACCAUCACCCCCGGCCACCUCAAGUGGGACCACUUCAACCUCACCUACAAGAUCCUGUCCUUCCCCAGGAACCUGCUGAGCGCCAGGGCCACGCGCCGCGGGCUGGCGGCCGCGUUCCGCAUGUGGAGCGAGGUGUCCCCGUUCAGCUUCAGGGAGGUCCCCAGGCACCUCCCCAGCGACCUCAAAAUCGGUUUCUAUUCCAUCAACCACACAGACUGCCUGGAGUCUCUGACCCACCACUGCUUCGACGGCACCACGGGGGAACUGGCCCACGCCUUCUUCCCACCCCACGGAGAAAUCCACUUUGAUGACCACGAGUACUGGAUCCUGGGCAACACCAGGUUCAGCUGGAAGAAAGGAGUGUGGCUGACAGACCUGGUGCACGUGGCUGCCCACGAGAUCGGACACGCCCUGGGCCUCAUGCACUCGCUGAACCCCAACGCGCUCAUGCACAUCAACGCCACCCUGACGGGCAAGAAGAGCAUUUCCCAGGACGAGGUGUGGGGAAUCCACAGGCUCUACGGCUGUGAGGACAGGUUGUUUAUGUGCCCAGCGUGGGCCAAGAAAGGCUUCUGUGAGAAGCGCAGGAGGCUGAUGAAGAAGCACUGCCCGUCCAGCUGCGACUUCUGCUACGAAUUCCCAUUUCCAACGGUGCCCCCCACUCUGCCCCCACCAAGGACCAAAACCAAGACAGUUUCUGAGGGCAGGAACGUCACCUUCCGCUGCGGGCAGAAGAUCAUCCAUAAAAAAGGCAAAGUCUACUGGUAUAAAGACAAGGAACUUCUGGAAUAUUCCUAUCCAGGUUAUUUAUCCCUAAAUGAAGAUCACAUGAGCAUCAUUGCAAAUGCAAUUAAUGAAGGAACUUACACUUGCAUAGUGAAGAAAAAAGAAAGAAUCCUGACUACUUAUUCCUGGAGAAUCAGACUGAAGCACUGACCCAGCCCUGGAUUCAGCUCCUGCUCCUGUUUCCAGCUGUUUCUUUGGCAUUUUAGAUUUAAUCUCCAGUAGUGCAACUGAAUUCUCCAGCAGCUGCUUUGGUACCUUGGGCAAAAGAGACUCUGGGACUGGUUACUGGAAUGUCAAACUCCUCCAGAUUCCUUUGAAUGAUAAAGAAUUUAUCAACUAUUUGCUGUACAGAGAAUUAAAAACCUUUUUUUUUUUUGUA